Molecule: messenger RNA, 2122 nt
Organism: Arabidopsis arenosa
Lineage: Eukaryota; Viridiplantae; Streptophyta; Magnoliopsida; Brassicales; Brassicaceae
Source: the annotation of a GenBank genome assembly
GAUUCGAUUUCGUCACAAAUUCUCGUGCUUCAGAUUUAGCUAAUCUAUGGGCGUUGGCGAUAAUAAUAGCUUAGAGUUCUCUCAUCGCAUGGAAGAUUCUAGAAAACCAAUGAGAGUUUCUGUUCUUUGGAAAGGAAACAAUUACUCUGUUGAUAUUGAUUGUGGAGCUUCUCUCAAGGAUUUAGGUUAUGAAUUGAGAAAGUUAACCGGCGUUACGUCGGAGACUCUCCGUUUGAUCGUUCCUCGGUUGAAUGAAAAAGGAUCAAGAUUGAUCUUACCCUUUUCUGAUGAACACUCGAGCUUGAGUUUGCAGGAAUCACACAUAAUUCAGGAUAAAACUAUCAGAAUGAUGGGAGUGUCUGAAGAAGAGGUUGAUGGAGUUUUAAAAGAGGCAGUGCCUGACAUGAGGAUAAUUGGCUUUGAGGAAGAAGAGAGAAGGCUUAGGCAAAAGAAGUAUGUUUCAAGCGCUUCAAUCAAGCUUCCACAGGGGCCUUACAUCUUCUGUGAUUUCCGCACUCUUCAACUCCCGGGUAUAGAGUUAAACCCUCCCCCUUCUGCUGCUUUAAAGAGAAUGCACAUGCUUGCAGCUGACCCUGGUAUUAUCGCUGUUAUGAACAAGCAUCGAUGGAGAGUAGGGAUUAUGACUGAACUUGCCCCAGUUGGUUAUGUUGGUGUUAGUCCACGAUGCCUUCUGGGGUUUAACAAGAAUCAAGGAGAGGAGAUUUCUCUACGCCUUCGGACUGAUGAUCUCAAGGGAUUCAGAAAGUAUCAGAGCAUAAAAAAGACUCUAUUGCAUGAGCUUGCUCACAUGAUAUACACGGAGCAUGAUGAAAACUUUUAUGCUCUUGAUAGCCAGUUGAACAAAGAAGCUGAAAGCUUAGAUUGGACUAAAUCAAGGGGUCACACUUUGAAUGGAACAAAAUUUAUCAAUGACGAUGAUGAGGAAGACUACUUCUUCGAUGAAAAUGAAAAUGUUUCUCAAAGGCUUGGUGGAAACCAGUCUGAUAAUCUUGGAAAUGCUCGUGAAUCGUCUGUUGCUGCUGCUUAUCGCCGUCUCUCCCACACAAGUGUUUCGAAACUCAGCGAAGAACCUGAUCCUGAUGACUUGGUUAAUGUUCGUGAUGAGAAUAAACAGCCUGAUCCCGAUGAUACCACUGAAGAUGAUGCAACCAAAAUCGAAUUAGGUCAUUCAUGGAUCCCAUCAAAUCCUAGAGAUGCAUCUGCUGCACCUGAACAUCACUCAGGAUCAUAUGAAAUGGCAAGUGAUCUUUCCCAUCCUACUGAAGAUGAUGAUGAACCUGAUCCGGAUGACUCAGAAACACACACAAGUAUAGGGGAAGUUGAAAAUAUGAAAAUAUCAAAUGACACUGUAAAGUUGGGUGGGAAUUUGAAUGCAGAUGAAGCUGAGCAGGAAACACCUGAUCCUAUAAAUGCAGAACCAUAUCCAGACUAUAACCUGGUGGUCACAGAGAGGGAAACAAUCAUGGAGGUUAAUGAGCCGGAUCCAGAUGAUCAAGAAAUUCAGAGGAUCCAAGACUCUGUUACCAUCAUCUCUAACCGUCUCAAGAAAGCCAUAAAUGCCUUGAAAAAUGAAGUUAGCCCCGGUCAAGCAACCAAUGUGCUGCAAAUGCUUCUCAAAAUAGUGAGGAACAUCAUUGAACAACCAAAUGAAAUGAAAUUCAAAAGGCUGCGUAAGGGAAAUCCUGCAAUUAAGCGCAACAUUCUCAACUUCACAGCUGCGGUUGAGAUACUUUCGAUUGUUGGCUUUGUCGAAGAGAUGGUAUCGGAAGGAACGGGAGCACAAGAGCCAUAUUUGGUACUGAAACGAAAUGACCCAGGCCUCUUGUGGAUUGCGAAGUCCAUGAUUGAAGAAUCACACACCACAGGUUCCUAGCUAAUAAUACUACGUUUUCUCUGUAAACUGUAUCAUAAAUGUGUGAUUUGAUACUUCAGUAUAUAAGGAGGACGGUUCUAUUACACUGUUACAAACAUUUCUAUAAAUGGAGUGUGUUAAGCUGUUGAUUGUAAAGCAGAAACAUGGUAUUUACAAGAAGGGAGAUGAAACUGAUGCAAUCCUCAAACCAAACUCUAUAGUACUUAGAAGUAAAAGUUUGCAGGGUUA